Molecule: messenger RNA, 1308 nt
Organism: Morchella sextelata
Lineage: Eukaryota; Fungi; Ascomycota; Pezizomycetes; Pezizales; Morchellaceae
Exons: 3
Coding region: 1-1308 (435 amino acids)
Molecular function (GO): nucleic acid binding
Source: RefSeq, a predicted model, not a curated record
AUGAAGGAUAUCGCUGAGAAAGACGGGCUACUCUUCUAUAAGAACCGACUCUAUAUUCUGGCAGACGACUGCAUCAAGAUCCGAAUUGCACAGUCAGAACACGAUUCGAAGGUGGCAGGACACUUUGGACAAGAUAAAACUUUGGAACUCAUCACGCGCAACUUCUAUUGGCCAAAAAUGAACGAGUGGAUUGAUGAUUACGUUCGGUCAUGUGACGAGUGCCAACGCAAUAAACCCAGCCGCCACAAGAAAUACGGUGCGCUUCUACCACUGUCCACGCCACAUGCUGUCUGGCAUUCAAUAUCAAUGGACUUCAUCGUGCAGUUACCGGAAUCAAAGGGAUACAACCAAAUUUGGGUAGUAGUCGAUAGGUUCUCGAAGAUGUCUCACUUCAUCCCACUAGUAGCAGAAACGACCGCGCAGGAUUUAGCGAAGAUAUUCCUUGGUCAAAUCUGGGACGCCAAGUUUACUUCAAGCUUUUGGGCAUCCCUUAUGGAAUUAUUGGACGUGAAGAUAAGAAUGAAGCGGGUCAACCAAACCCUCGAGCACUAUCUACGAGCAUUCUGCAACUACGAGCAAGAUGAUUGGGCAGAGCUACUCCCGUUGGCGGAGAAUGCUUACAACAACUCGGUUACCACCGCCACGGGUCAAUCUCCGUUCUACACCAAUUAUGGGUACAACCCAAGAACCAACUGGCCGACGGAAGCCGAAGUGGUCAAUCCAACCAGUGACCUGUAUGCUCACUUCAUCCGAGGAGUUCACGAUUCUGCUCUCGCUCAGUUAACAGAUACCAGGGAGAAGAUGGGGAAAUACUAUGAUCGGAAAAGGGACGAACCGCCGAAUUUCAAGAAAGGCGACAUGGUCAUGCUUAAUGCGGCCAAUAUUAAGACACGUCGCUCCACCAACAAGCUCGAUCAUAAGAAACUCGGUCCGUUCAAGAUCAUCCGACUAGCCGGGAAACGAGCUUGUGAGUUGGAACUGCCACUACAAGUCAAAAUCCAUAAUGUGUUCCACAUCGAACUCUUGGAUCGUUAUCGACAGAGCAGUAUCCCAGGCCGCGAACAACGUCCCCCAACUCCCGAAGAGGUCGAUAGGGAAGGAGAGGUUCUGUAUGAAGUGGAAAGUAUUGUGGGAAGCCGGAAGAGUAUAAGAGGAUUAGUGGAAUAUCUGGUGAAAUGGCGGGGCUAUUCGAUGAGCGACUGUACUUACCAAGUCAUGGACGUUAUGAACGAAGACGUACUUGAUCUAGUCCGCGACUUUCAUCGAAGGAACCCCAAGGCCGUGAAGGAUCAACGCCUGAGACUAUAG